AUGGUGGUGGCAGGUUAUGUAGAGCGUCUAGAGUGGCAAUUUAAACCACACAGGUACUCCGCCUCUAGCCUUGAAAGCAAAAGUGAGAAGUUUUUACGUCAGUUUAAUAAGACGCAUAUGCAAUACUUGGAUGUCUAUUGUGGAGACGUUUUGCCAACCAGAGAUUAUCAAUCCAAUACGGAGAACAAUACUGCAGACGGUAGAAGACAUAUAACGGAACAGCAAGAAACCGACGUAUGGACAGUAGACGAGAGCGUCGAUCAAGACAACCAUGAAGUUUCAAUCCGUUCGAAAAGACAGGAGCCGGAAGAUCCAGGAGAUGCUGGAAACCAGAUCAACCCUGAGGAGGAGCAGGAACAGCCUCCGCCAGCCCCAGAGGAGCCUCCUCCCGAGCCCCAGCCUCCUCCAGAACCCGAGACUCCUCCCGAGCCCCAGCCUCCUCCAGAACCCGAGACUCCUCCCGAGCCCCAGCCUCCUCCAGAACCCGAGACUCCUCCCGAGCCCCAGCCUCCUUCAGAACCCGAAACUCCUCCCGAGCCCCAGCCUCCUUCAGAACCCGAGACUCCUUCCGAGCCCCAGCCUCCUUCAGAACCCGAGACUCCUCCCAAGCCCCAACCUCCUCCAGAAUCACAGCCUCCUCCAGAGCCCGAAACUCCUACCAGACCCCAACCUCCUCCACAAUCUAAACCUCCACCAAAACCCCAACCACAACAGCCCAAGCCUCAGCCACGGCCUCAACCUCCACCUCGGCGCCAGCGUCCAGCAACACCCCAGAACAUCGAGGAGCCAAGUUCCUCAGACACGUGUGAUUUCGGCACCAGCCCGACUAUUUCGCUGUGUAAGUGGACCAACCUGAAGGUGACACAGCUUCAGUGGCAGGCAUCCAGUGGCCAGAAUGCUUUCUGGUUAGGUGGCCCACAGGAGGAUGUUUCUUAUGGUGACACCCUGGGAGGAUACUCGGUGUUCGAGACUUCCCAGAUACCUGAGCGCAAGAUCGGCCAGCCCGCCUUCGAGUCUGCCAUGCUCAUGUCCCCCACCAGAAACUCCACGGGACCCAAAGGAAUGUGCAUCAAAUUCUGGUACUCGAUGGCUGGGCUUAGCCCAGACCGCCUGCGGGUAUUAUUGCACCCGAUGAUGGGCAACGUGAGCAGCGGGGGCUCUGUGGACGACAUGAUGAGGAACUACGACGGUAGUGGUGACGAGGUGCUGUGGGAGGAGCGAGACAUGACUGCCGGAGACUGGAAGGAAGGACAGAUCGCCUACGCCUACGGCAACACUCACUCGUUGAUCUUCGAGGGCAUCCCGGUGGACACCAGCGACCUCAGUCGUAGGUUCCGGGGCUACAUCGCCCUCGACGAGCUCAGCUUCGCCGACCCCACCCAGUGUAGUGUCUUCUGUAAUUUUGAAGGUGGCACCUGUAGCUGGACACAGGACACAAAUGAUGACUUCGACUGGACUCUGAGCCGCGGGAGUUUGAACCCGUCAACAGGACCACCUCGAGAUCGCUCCUCCUUCGCCAAGGACGAAAUGAUGGGGGGGUACGCCUUCAUCGAUUCCGGCUACCCGCGAAGGCCUGGGGACAGGGCCAGGCUCAUGAGCCCCGAGUUUCAAAAUACCAACCCGGACAGUCCUAUCUGCAUGCGAUUCUGGACCCACAUGUUUGGCAACGGCAUCGGCACCCUGCGCGUUAUCAUCUAUGACGUGAACACCGGCAAGGACAACGUCAUCUGGAAGAUAUCAGGCGAAGCCGGGAACGCUUGGUACCAGGGCCAGGUGCCUAUAUCGUCCUCCUCGCCCUUCAAGAUCGUGUUCGAGGGUGUGGUGGGCAACAACAACCUGGGAGACAUUGCCAUCGACGAGAUCACUAUUAAGCAGGGAGCCUGCCCCAGCGCACCUCAGGUGGCUGCGGCUAAGAGCGGAGACUGUACUUUUGAAGUAGACGAGUGUGGGUGGACGAACCCAGGUCCUCGUGACAGAAUGGAUGAGAUGGACUGGGUGAGGACUGUAGCUGCCGAUAGCCGCGUACCCAUUCGAGACCACUCCAUGGGUACACAGCAAGGGUCAGCUGCCCGCAGUGCCACUGAACAAAGCCACGGUUACUACAUGACGAUGCCGCGCGGCACUGUGCAGAGAGGCGGGGACCGAGCUUGGCUUCUCUCAAGAACCAUAGAAGGUUCUGAUCAACCCAUGUGUAUGAUUUUCUGGUACUUUAUGUAUGAGCCCUUCAUCGAUCCGUCAGGGCCAUCGCUGGGAUCGCUGCUGGUUCACAUGAGGUACGAGAACGCAGAGGGAGAUAUGGUGUUGCAGCCGGUGUGGUCGCUCAAAAACCACCAGGGACCCAACUGGAUGUACGGCCAAGCUAAGCUACAGAACAACAAGGACUUUGUAGUGGCAUUUGAAGGCGUGUGGGGCAGCAGCCGGGGCACUGGUUUCAUUGCUCUCGAUGACAUCACCAUCUUCAGCGGCGACUGUUCUACUAAACCACAGAAGGCGAUAACAAGCGGCGGAGACUGUGACUUUCAGCGUGACGCCUGCCAGUGGAAAAACAUGACCACCGAUUCUGAUUUCCGAUGGACCACCGCCUCCAUCUCCCGACGACCAGCCAACCUCCCCGACCAUACCUUCGGGGGACCCAUUGGGUAUGCCUACUUUGAUGUUUUCAACCAAAACGCUCGGCCGCAGAGUCUAACGUUGCUCUCCCCGCCCAUGGACAAAUCCAAAGACAACUCGCCUAUUUGCUUCACCUUCUGGUACGCUUACUUCGGUGCGAGCGAGAGUACCAAGCUAAAGGUCACCAGAGAACUUUACAAUAAGGAUGCCACUGAGGGCAACAGCACCGGCAGUCCUGUUGAGCUGUGGGUGCUGGAAGCAACGACCAUCGGCACCCAGCGUCCUGAGUGGCAGUACGGACAGGUGGAAGUAGAUGCCUCGGCCGACUACCGGGUCUCAGUUGUAGGCAUGGCAACCAACGGUGGCUUCGCUAUCGAUGACAUCAAGACCUACAAUGGCUCCUGCCGCAUUCGUCCGGUGGCUGCCAACCCAACGACGGCGGCAAACCUCUCUUAGACUCCCAGGGAAGUGAGCCGCCGAAUGUGGUGCUGGAACCUGGCAUUAAAGGAAUCAAACCUUGUACAAACUCAAAUUUCACGAAACCUUUGGUUUCCUCACUUAACGAAACAUGUCUCACCUACUUAAUACCUGAAUGAUUGUAUCAUCAACCUUUAAGUAAUCAAGUUCAAUAUAAUCUCCCAGCUUAUGUGAAGUAUUCUUAAUUUAGUAAAAUUACAGAACGCUGGUAAAUCUAAUCCAAACAGGAAAGACUACUACGUAAGAUGACGUUCGCGAAUCCUGGAAACAACUGAAAAGCUAAAGAGAAAACUUUAUUUAAUUUGCUCAAUUACACACAAGAAAUUAGAUUCACUUGUUAGGUACAAAGAAGUUGAAGGAAAUAUUGCUUAGUCAGCUGAGAAGCAAAAUUUCUUGAUAACUAACCAGAAAGAGAUUGAAAUAUUUGUGAGACAUCUUGACUCUUCUCCGACUCUCUUUUAACUAAAUAAUAGCAAUACUUAUAUAAUACAUUACAUGACAUACAAUUAAUUAUGUAAACAUGUAAUUAUGAUUGUAAUAUACAAUAUUAAAUAUUUCCAUUACUGUUAUUGUUUGGCGUGUAAACUAAAAACAAUAAAUUUGGUUAGUAUUAUAUAAAAUAUAUAUAAUUUACGUACGUAAUGCAAAGAUAAACUGCCACCAAGUUAAAUCACAGUGAAGGUUAGCUCUGCCUAGUUGGCAAAUAUCUUCGACCUAGACCUAUAUAUCAAGUUCCGCUAAUACAGCACGAUUUAUAUAAAUAGAAACUUCGUUAAGCCUUGCUAUAAGGUUUGUAGUAGUCAGUAUUUAAUUUAUAUAUUCUAUACUUAUGCCUUUUUUUCGUAAAUUAUGUAUUAAUUAAAGAAUGGUUACCACUCAAGACUUACUACUUUUAAGUUUAUUCCUAAAUAUACCAAAUAUUAACGAGGUGCACUAGUAGAGUUAGCAGACUUGAUCAUAAUGAUUCAAAGCCUAAUCUUUGUGACAGUAACGUUCUCAGUAAUGAACGACGAUGGUAAGACUUCAUAUUCUUUACACUCAUUUAAUACACACAAUACAAAAGUUAAAAAGCCGUACUGAGGUAGAUUAUAAUUAAUAUUAAUAGCUUCUCAAUUAACGAUGUUGCAACACCUCAACUCGAGCUAUUUACCAAAAUGCUCAGUCAACACCUAAACAAAUCUUAAUACACCCAUUUACAAAACCUGAAGCUAGAGAACUGCACAACAGUGUUGUAUUUAUGAGAGCCGCUGUGUGCUAGAUACAUCAUAUUUUUACAGAGUAGAGAUUACUCGUGAUUGCUUGAUCGAAAUUCCAUGGAAGGUGCAUAAAACACUCCAGGCAUUAUUGUUUUAGCAUUAUAAAAUGCUAGAAAAUCU
Molecule: messenger RNA, 4463 nt
Organism: Cherax quadricarinatus
Lineage: Eukaryota; Metazoa; Arthropoda; Malacostraca; Decapoda; Parastacidae
Source: RefSeq, a predicted model, not a curated record